AUGUUCCGCACAGCCGCCAUCCGCUCCGUCACCCGCGCCGCCUUUGCGCCCGUCGUCCGCAGAACAACUCUCGUCGCUCCCCGCGUGGCUGCUCCCAUUACCCUGCGCGCCGCUCAGAGCUUUGUCCCUGUCCGCAUGUACAGCGCCGGCGGCGGUCUGAAGAAGGAGGAUGUCGAGGGCCGCAUCAUGAGCCUGCUCCAGGGCUUCGACAAGGUCAACGAUGCUUCCAACAUCAAGCCCACCGCUCACUUUGCCAACGACCUUGGCCUCGACUCCCUCGACACCGUUGAGGUUGUUAUGGCUAUUGAGGAGGAAUUUAGCAUCGAAAUUCCCGACAAGGAUGCCGACACCAUCCACUCCGUCGACAAGGCUGUCGAGUACAUCCUCAGCCAGCCUGAUGCCAACUAA
Molecule: messenger RNA, 408 nt
Organism: Beauveria bassiana ARSEF 2860
Lineage: Eukaryota; Fungi; Ascomycota; Sordariomycetes; Hypocreales; Cordycipitaceae
Product: acyl carrier protein
Exons: 4
Coding region: 1-408 (135 amino acids)
Biological process (GO): fatty acid biosynthetic process
Cellular component (GO): mitochondrion
Molecular function (GO): acyl carrier activity; acyl binding
Source: RefSeq, a predicted model, not a curated record